AUGCAACGGAAAUCAUUCCACAAAAUAUGGAUCCAGUCUAUUAUUGCAUAUGAAAAAGCUCAUCCCUCCGGAAGCCUUAAACAACAUAGUAAGCGUGAUUCUCAGGACGACAGAUUGGAUAUCCACACGGAUGUGCGCAUAGACUCAACUCUGAUACAAUCGCAUCAAGCGCUAUCAGCCCCCAGUGGUCUUUCCUUCCUUAAAGGAUCGAAGAUGGAGCAUCAAUCGAACGCAAUUGUCCCCAAAGAAAUUGAACCAGUAGUUGUUGUGAUACUGUCGUCGACGUCCAAAACACGUGAAACCACGCUAAAACGCGUGAAAUUUUCACCCCCUUCAUCAAUGACGGGGACCACUCAAUCGAACUUCCCAAAAGUGAUCUUAGGCACUCCAUGCCAAGUGAACCACACUGAACAAACCCAUGAAAGAAGCAAUAGCCCGCCAUUCAUCCUCUCCAGUCCUACCCCCUCCCAACCCUUCAACUUUCAAACCCAGUGCAAUACCUUGAGCUCUGAUGAUCCAUUCAAAUCACCAAUCAAUCGCCCAACGCUCCAAUUCAAUAAUAAACGAAGACAACCACCCAGCCACUCAGAACCCCAUAUCAACUCACCAAAAGAAGCUAUCCAAAAAGCUAGAAGUCUACUCAUUCUAGCUGCCUCCCUAGAAGAGGAUAUCGAAGAACAAUCGAAAGUCCUAGACUUAAUCGAAAUAUUUCGUGAAUAUCUUGAAAAAGGAAAACUUACAAAAGCCUCAAAUAUCAUCACAUCACAAAUCUCCCAUCUAGAAAAUGCUACCAAACGGAUCGAAAAGCAAGCCAACCACCUUUCAAACCUUCCCAAUCAUACAAUCCCCCCUACAAUAAACACCCCUGGAACCAAAGCCAACUAUGCCACUAUCACCAAAACCUCAGGAGAAUGGAACCUAGUUACAAAGGGAAAACCCACAAAACAGAAAACUACAGAACAAAAGGAAGAAGCCCCAAGCAAACGAUUAAUCCUCAUCAAAUCCCUUAUUUAUCAACCACACUCUUUUACAUCAUUAAAUACAAGGAACAAAGUCAACGAAGCCUUCAAGAAAGCAGGAAUCAAUGGACCAAUCAUCUCAGCUAUCACUACUACAAGGAGCGGCAAUUUUAUACUAACCACUAAUAGCCCUUUCAAUGCACAAUUCCUGAUGGAAAAGAAGGAAAUCUGGGACAAAAUCUGUUGA
This is a messenger RNA of Sclerotinia sclerotiorum 1980 UF-70, 1206 nucleotides long. RefSeq lists its product with no specific name. The transcript is spliced from 4 exons. The record is from RefSeq and is a predicted model, not a curated record. NCBI's taxonomy places the organism in Eukaryota, Fungi, Ascomycota, Leotiomycetes, Helotiales, Sclerotiniaceae. The coding region runs from base 1 to 1206 and encodes 401 amino acids.